This is a messenger RNA of Marasmius oreades (fairy-ring Marasmius), 2549 nucleotides long. RefSeq lists its product as uncharacterized. Bases 61 to 2223 code for a protein of 720 amino acids. NCBI's taxonomy places the organism in Eukaryota, Fungi, Basidiomycota, Agaricomycetes, Agaricales, Marasmiaceae. The transcript is spliced from 17 exons. The record is from RefSeq and is a predicted model, not a curated record.
UUUGUUUCCUUACGACCUUGACGUUCACCUCUGACUGCGGGACAGUCCUUUCCGCUAGUUAUGGCCUCAUCAUCCACAGAUCUGCGCUCACUGUCCGACUCGUUAUCAAAGCGCGAUGGUUCGCCUAACUCAGACCACUUCUUAACAUCACCCGCCGUUACCCUUGUGGAAUCCAAUCAUGGACACGAACGACAUGGUAUCUCUCCUCGAGAUUCGACAUAUCCACAUCUCAAUGGUGGAAACAAGUCCUAUAGCACGACUAGCAUUCCUGCUCGAGAUUCGACACAUCUCAACCGCGAAAGCGAGCGGUAUAGCACGGCUGGCAUUCCUGCUCAAGAUUCGACACAUCUCAACCGUGAAAGCGAGCGGUAUAGUAUGGCUGAUAUUUCUGCCCGGGACUCGACACAUCUUAUUCCCUCGAUUAUGGACAACAAGACGCACAAGUUUCACCCUCUUUCACUGCGUUUGCCGAUCAUCGUCGGAGUGCCAAUAUCGAUGUUUCUCUUUGGGGUUGCGCUAGAAGUUGGUCUAGCGCUUUCGGCAAGAAAUAAUGGAUUCGCUGUGCCUAGGGAUAACGCACUUGGGUUUGCAUCGGCCCAGUUUCUUUUGGCAUUCGUCCCCACAGUCUUGAUUAUGCCCGUUUCGAUUCUUUGGAGGGAGUUGGACUGGUAUGUGAGGCAUUACCAUCCUUAUGUUGUUCUUUCGAGGGGAAAUGCUACGGCAGAUGAAACACUUCUUCACGACUACAUCGCUGUAGGUACCGCUGGUGCGAUGAUCAACUCACUGAGGCUCAAACAUCAUGUCGUGUUUUGGUCUGUUUCGUUGGCGUUACUCAGCUAUACUUUGCAGCCCCUAGCUGGGUCGAUAUUCCAACUGCAACAAAGAGGGCAACCUGAAAGCGCGAACAUCACAAGCACUAAACGUAUCGGACUAUCUAAUGACAUAGCAGAACUGAAUGCUUUCGUAUCUUCGGCGGGGUUCGUGGAAGCCGCUGUCUACAAUGGCCUCCCAGACCCGCCUUUCAUUCUGGGAGGCUGGGUGACUGCCGAGUUCCAAUUUCCGAAUAGUAGCUUUUUGAAUGGAACGAUGAUUACUAAUACGACCGGCAUCCAAACGAAAACACAGUGCACCGUGCCAAAGGAUGUACAGGUCACGCCGUCCCUCUCUCCGAGCUUCACCAUAUUAUCCACAUCUAGUCAAGACUGCAAGGUAAAUGUGACGUUCAACCCUUUGCUUGCGGCGCAACAAUAUGGAGUUGUUGAUACCGGCUGUAAUUCUGAUCCCAACCUCAAUGUCACAUUCACACCGGUCAUGUUCUGGUUUUUCCACAAAAAUGACCGAGACGAUACACCCGAAGCCAAGACAAUAUUCUGUCAACCGACCAUAAAGGCAUUCAGAGUAAAAGCGACCGCCAGCUUAAAUACUGGUUCUCUGAUUAAUGUCACUGGAAUUGACGACUACGACUCUCCAAAUGAUGUCACGGGAGGCGAAUUAGCGGGGAAAGCUUUCAACGGACUGCUGUUCCCGCCCACGGACAAUCCCUUUAUCAAUGCUCGGGGAGUUGCAGCAAACUCGGCCAUUCCCGGAGCUAUACUUCGUGCUUUAUCGAAGCAGGAAGGUGGUCUCCAAACCGCAUUUGACCAACCAAAUGGAUUUCUCGAUACGACAACGAAACUCUAUACUCAGCACCUGUCACUAUCGGCGAAAUCCAUCUAUUUCGUGGACGAUAACACUUCUUUACCCGCACUUAUGGUCUCGCUCCUUCCGAGGCUCGUGAUAAACCCUAUCCCCGGACAUACAUUGGCAAUCUUCAUGAUGCUCAUCGGCUUCUUGGGUUUGUUCGUGCAACUCCUCCACCGGCGUCAACGAAAGCGGUUGUUUUUGGCCGCUCCCCCGAGUACGAUGGCCGCAGUCAUGGCGUUGUCCUCCCAUUCUGGAUUCGGACAGCUCCUCAUGCCUUAUGAUAACGAAGAGACACUCCGCGCGAAGUUGAGCAAUCUCAGGUUCCGUUUGGACAGGAGGACUGGUGCGUUGGUUGCGGAUGAACUGCGCCCGUCUAUGGCGAAGAUGAAGAAGGAUAGGGAUGAAUCUAUGCAGUCUCUUCUGGGGAAAUCUAAGACCUACGAGGAACCAUUGUCUUCAUCACAGGUUGCUUUUGAUGCUGCGAGUGGGUAUCCUCCCUGGAAGGCAUCGUACAAGACUCCGUACGAUCCCGAACAUUGAGCCUUAAAUGGACAUCUUUCUCAAACGCUUGCUUUGUGUUUGAGUCUUGUCGACGCAUGCUUAUAUUUUAUUUUGUAUCCACCAUACAUUUAUGUAGAAGAUCAUUGACGAUUAUGUCGGUAGGACACUUUAUCACACAUUCACUCAUGAAACGUCCGGCAACUUCGUGUUACCUCGAUUUUCAUUCAUAUUGAAAGUCAAGAUUGGGGUCCAGGUGGAACUGGUGAAGAUCGGGAUGAUUGUAGAGAGACGGGAGUACGACCCUUUAUAAGUAGGAUUACGGUCUACUCUGUUCUCAGAUCCAGGUUCCAGAUGCUUCCUAGCGG